AUGGCGUGCACGCACACGGUUGGCUGUCUGUCGUCUUGUGCGCAGCCUCAAGGCGUGCUGGCAGCUGGCAGCUGGAAGCUGCCGGCUGCCGGCCAACCAUGUGCACAGGUCUAUAUGCGGCUGUCUAGUAUACAUUCAGCCUCGUUGUCUGGCCGGGCAAACUGUGGUGCUCGUCGGACCUACUAUCUCGACUUCUCUGCCUCUUCCUGCCUGGGCGUCGCCGCUGCCGGCAGUCUGCUACCGUUACCAGCCAUGUGUCAGACCGCUGUGGCGGCCAACGGUCGCGCAGAGCAGCACCCACACCAUGAGCCCGUGACUGUAAGACCCUGCGGCCAGCCGAGUCGCCAUUCUCUGGUGUGCUCCGCUGCGACAAUGGACUGGAGAAGCGUCAAGGCGACAAGGCGAAUCAGCGUGGAGAAAUGGGCUUGGGGCAAGGAGCCAUGCAGACCGCAACUUGUGCAAAUGCAAGCAUUAUCCCAAGCGUGUUUUUCUCUACGAACCGCGCCAAGCAGGGAAAAAAAGAAGAAAAAAAGUUCCACCUCUGAUAGCCGGGCAGAGGAACCUACUGGGAACGGCUUUGUGCAACGGCGCUCGCAAUUUGGCCAGCUUGGCGGAUCCCGUGGUGAUGACCGAAGGCGUGCCGCAAAGACGAGCGAGCAGCGGAUUGAGUCGCGUCUAGAGGGAGACCAAGCGUGCGAUGACAAUUAA
Molecule: messenger RNA, 708 nt
Organism: Bipolaris oryzae ATCC 44560
Lineage: Eukaryota; Fungi; Ascomycota; Dothideomycetes; Pleosporales; Pleosporaceae
Exons: 4
Coding region: 1-708 (235 amino acids)
Source: RefSeq, a predicted model, not a curated record